Messenger RNA from Rotaria sp. Silwood1, 369 nucleotides. NCBI's taxonomy places the organism in Eukaryota, Metazoa, Rotifera, Eurotatoria, Philodinida, Philodinidae. The record is from the annotation of a GenBank genome assembly.
AUGGCGUAUAGACAAGAUGACAUGGUGAUCCAGAAUUUAAAUAAUAAUAAAAAACGAAAAUUACAAAAUGAGAUACCAAUAAACAAAUUUCGUGUUGAAGAUUUAGCAAAUGAAAUUCUUUAUGAAAUAUUUGAUUAUCUUGAUAUGUAUUAUCUGAAAUAUUUUAUAAUCAAUUGUUAUUUUCCAUCUAAUUUAUUGAAUAAUUUAUUAAGUUGUCUUCCUCAACUUUCCCAUUUAUCAAUUAAUUCACUUGUUAAAUCUUAUUGUUCAGCUAUGUUGAUAAAGGUAAAAAAAAUGAUAAAAGAAUUUUUUUAUUAUCUUCAAAAUUUACGUCUUACAACGUUGUAUGAUGAAGCAUAUUUAAAAUGA